Encephalitozoon cuniculi GB-M1 is the source of this 444-nucleotide messenger RNA. RefSeq lists its product as uncharacterized. The coding region runs from base 1 to 444 and encodes 147 amino acids. The transcript has a single exon. The record is from RefSeq and is marked provisional. Lineage: Eukaryota; Fungi; Microsporidia; Unikaryonidae.
AUGCCUGGCAUGGAUGCUGAGUUCAUAAGUGGAGUUGUGGUCUCGUACUCCAAGCUUCUAAGGGAAAUGCGCGCCAUCAGAAAAGAGCUUAAGGAGGUUUUGGGGACUGUGCGUGCUGUUCUGUCGCUUGUUGGCACGUCCUGCGGUGCAAAGCAUGUGUCUUCUAAGCCGCCUGGUUGCAGGUGCCUAGACAAUCCGGUAAAGACGUGCUUUGACGAAACGGCCUUGUCAGCAACAUACAAGAAGGCUCUGGAGAGCCGUGUAGUCUUGGCAGAGAGGAGAGAGGGUAGCCGCAGCAAAGAAAUGGGUUCUAAAAGGCAGGUUCGCAAGAGCUCGUUGGGGACAGCCGAUCACCAUCUUACCUUUUUCCAAGAAGUCGAGAGAGAUGUGUGCCAUGCACAAUGGGAGGAAGAUGGGUCUUGUUGGGCCCAGCCCCUGGUGUGA